This is a messenger RNA of Ostrinia furnacalis (Asian corn borer), 718 nucleotides long. It is a transcript of the gene Miple, whose product is annotated as pleiotrophin-like protein. Gene Ontology annotation, biological process: mesoderm morphogenesis. The transcript has 5 exons. The coding region runs from base 95 to 556 and encodes 153 amino acids. The record is from RefSeq and is a predicted model, not a curated record. Gene Ontology annotation, molecular function: growth factor activity; heparin binding. Gene Ontology annotation, cellular component: extracellular region. NCBI's taxonomy places the organism in Eukaryota, Metazoa, Arthropoda, Insecta, Lepidoptera, Crambidae.
CGCCGCGCCGCCCGCCCGCCGCCCGCCGCCAGCCGCCAGCCGACCCACUCCGCUGCUCUCCGCUCGCCGCCGUUUGCCGCGCGCCGCUACUGUCAUGAUGGAGAAUAAACGUUGGUGGUUGAUGGCCGCCGGCCUCGUCCUGGUGGCGCUGGCCCACGUGGCCGCCGAGGGAGAGGUCUGGGAGGAGAACGACCACGAGGUGCUGAUCCGCAACGAGAGGGGUGCGAAGAAUAAAGAGCCAUGCCGGUACGUCCGUAGCGCCUGGUCCGAAUGCGACGCCAAGACAAACAUCAGGUCCCGAGUGCUGACCCUCAAGAAGGGAGACCCCGCCUCCUGCGAGCGCACCAAGACUAUCCAAAAGAAAUGCAAGAAACCCUGUCGCUACGAGAAGUCGUCGUGGAGCGAGUGCAACGCCAACGGCGAGAUGUCGAGGACCGACAUGCUGAAGGCCAACAGCGACCCGAGCUGCGACCAGAGCCGCCGCAUCACCAAGAAGUGCAACAAGAACAAACAAGUCAAGGCUACCAAAGAUAAGGGUCGCCGAAAUCGUCAGUAAGUUACAGUUUAGACUUACCUACACAAUAACAUUCAUUUAGACUAACUUUUUAUUGUUAUCGGUGGAUGUCGGUCCUUAUUAUUGUGUAAUAGUGCCAAAUAGUAACGACACUAUAUAAAUGAUGGAAUAUGUUUAACGGUUUUAAUCAUACCCAUAAGUUAU